Dracunculus medinensis (Guinea worm) is the source of this 759-nucleotide messenger RNA. NCBI's taxonomy places the organism in Eukaryota, Metazoa, Nematoda, Chromadorea, Rhabditida, Dracunculidae. The record is from the annotation of a GenBank genome assembly.
AUGAAUGAACAUCAAACCGACAAACGUUUGCAUAGCUCUGUCGACCACCGAUUCUUAUCACAAAACAUUGGCUUUCAAAUUGGUGCUAAUUUAUUGUAUGAAGCAAUGCCAAUCAUCAAAGAUGUAUAUGUUGUAGAUAAUAAUUCUGAUCGAAAAAGAUAUUUUUUUGCUUUUUUGACUGGAAUUGUCACCGGAUUUUGCGUGCAUAUGCUAUAUAAUUAUUCUGUAACGAUUUCCUUUUUUCAAGCAAGUGCUAUGAUGAAAUUUGAAAGUGCUGGCAAUGGAGUUAAUAACGAAAAAGCAAAAAUAUUUUGUUGGAUCCCAGUAAACAAGCAGGUAAAUGACUUGGCACAUACAGUGCAAGAAACAUGGGCAAAGCGCUGCGAUAAACAUAUAUUUAUCGGCUCUAAUAAAGAUCCACAACUGCCUGUAAUUGAUGUGAAUGCGACGGAAGGUGAGGAUUUCUUGUGGGGCAAGACAAAAAAUGCAUUGGUACACAUUUACAAUAACUAUCGAAAGGAUUAUGACUGGUUUCUAAAGGGUGAUACAGAUGCUUAUUUUAUUAUUGGCAAUCUAAGAAAUUUUUUGGCGAAAAAAGAUAAAACAGAAGCAGCAAUUUAUGGAUACAAAAUCCAUCAACCACAUCAGUCCUAUGUAAGUGGAGGAGCCGGAUAUGUCUUCACUCGAAAAGCUGUCGAACUUUUUGUCGAAAAAGCAAUGAACUAUCAAAUAUUUAUUUUUAUCAAAUAUUUUUAUUAA